AUGGGCCUGAUGGAUCCGGAGAUAUCAGCCCUGGCCAUGACCGCUGCGUUCUUUGCGCAGAAUAUCCUGCGUCAGGACACAGUUGGCACCUUCCUUCGUGAAGGGCUACAUUUCUUUCUAACGGAUUCAAAGAAACAUGCUAGCUCUGGCGCCGGGCUGUUGCUUAGACGAGGUCGAGAAUACCGUCGCGUCACCGGGGCGGCGAUCGGCGGGCACUCGUUUUGGGGCCGCGUCAUCCGCAUGCUCGUAACGCUAGGCAUUCAGAUCGAUCCUCAUGCGGACUGGUCCCUGCUGUCUCGCCAUGAGCUGAUGGGUCUGCCCUGGUUCACUCCUGCGCUCGGCCUGGCUAGGUCGCGCAAGGCCAAGACGCAGGCAGGCGCGUCAACCAGGAAACGAUCAGAGUCGCCGCUGAACCCUGACGCUACUGCCCUUGUGUCGCCGCGAGAGACCUCGGCCGUUGAUGUGGCGACAGCAGUGCCCCGUGACAAGAUACGUGCAGAGCAUGUCACAGCUCUGGAGCACAUCGGCAUGCCCCAGGAAGGCCGAUUCCAAAUGUUCGCGUUCCUGAACUACACGUUUGCGGAUAUAGUUUGGUGGCGCGGCGCUGUUGGACGGACGGAGGCGCGAGGAGCGUUCCUUCCAUCAUCGCCGCUUAGCCCGCCCUUUCGGUCUGCAGUGCAGUACAAUUACCCGUCACGUCGUAACCGUUUCUACCCACAUGGUACGAGCGAGAUUGAUGUUGCGCGAGCGACUAUUCAUAGAGCCUACAGCAGGAUCGAUCGAGUCUGGAAUGGCUGGUGGAAGCGACUGCCGGCGGCGGUCCAACGGACACUGCAUUUUCUCCACAACGACGCAAACAACACUAUCCGCACGGAACGCGACCGCGCGCCAAGCACGUCGCAGGCGACUUUGCCACACAUUCGCCCUUUUCAGAUCGAGCCCACGGACUGUCGGCUCCCGUGGAAAGUCAUGUUGCUCGGCGACAGGCGUCUGGGCGACGUGACUGCCAAGUGGGCCCGCGAGCGAAUCCUUACAGAUGCGGCCUCUGGUAAGCCAUACGCUCCGGAUUGGCCUGGCCUGCAAGAGGACGUGAACUGGCAGAAAGUCUGGUCGGACAUGGGGGCCGUGCCGUUGCCCGCAGACGUUCGUUCGAACGUCCACCUUUUCCUGCUUCGCCGAACGUGGAAUGCUGCGACCAGUGAACGCGCUCGGCGAGCAGAGCGGCACUACCAAGUCACGCGUCACGAGCAAGACGAAGAAGGAGUCCUUCCUAUGCUGCCUUCUCAGGAGGACGCGACGGAUGACGAGGCUGAGGAGCCUUACCUUGACGUGGAUCCCGGACCGUCCAACCGCCGCACACGACGUGCACAACAACGGGCUGCGGACGCGCAGGCUGACGUGCGCGGCCAAGCGAGCGCCUCGCAACCGGCGGCAUCGAGCUCUGCCGCGACGCCGCUCUCGUCCCAGCGCACUGUUUCUCUCCCCGAGGUUGCUUUCCAACCGUCGACCAGCAUCGCUCGCCUGCCGCUUACUGACUUCUACGCCCCUACAGAUGCCGACAACACCGCCAACGAUUUCCGACCCUUUGUACAGCAACGCCAGAACAUUGGGUCGGACGAUGUACGUCAAGCUUUCUCUGCGCUUGACAACGAUCCCGAUAUAGCGCGCCGCUCCAUCCAUGCGGUUGACCUCUGCGCGCAUGGAUGCGGCGUGCACGACAGCACGCAGCAUGGCUAUGUUGAGUGCCCAGCCGUUCAGGCCGUCUGGCACGACGCCAUGCCUGUUCUCUUUGCGCUGGAGCCGGCAAUCGUCGGCACUCCCUUGCCCCUCACAACCAAGGGUGUCGUCACCAGCUGGCUUGCUGCCGUUUUCCCUGCUUCCGCCCAGCGAGUGCGUGUUGUGCUCUGGCGCGCGGCAGUGGUCCAAUACAUUGCCAGCCGUCGCCAUACUCUGAUGGCGGCCGCUCGGCGAGCAGACAGUACUGUGCUCUUCGUCUACCCGGAUGUAGCCCAGGCUGUCGCAAGCAUCCUCUUCCGGCUCCUUAAACACGUGCGAGGAUGUUGGAGCGCGAAGAGGUUCAGCACAGAUCUUCUGUCCAACUCAGGCUUUGUCGACACGGAUGGGCUCGGUCGACUAGUCCUGAAGGAACCAGCGCCGUGGGCUUCCUAG
Molecule: messenger RNA, 2169 nt
Organism: Ceraceosorus guamensis
Lineage: Eukaryota; Fungi; Basidiomycota; Exobasidiomycetes; Ceraceosorales; Ceraceosoraceae
Exons: 1
Coding region: 1-2169 (722 amino acids)
Source: RefSeq, a predicted model, not a curated record